AUGGUCAACCCAGGAUGGGACCUCUACAAGAGCGAGAUCGAAAGGUUGUACAUUCACGAGAACAAGACUCGUGCUGAAGUGAUGAGGCUCAUGGCAACAAAAUACUCGUGGAAUAAAACCAAGAGAAUCGACAAAAGGAAGCGAGAAGAUGACAAAGACAGCGAGGUCUUCGUCAAUGGACUCCAGAUCCAUCCUACAAAGAUCGCCAGGUCCAGCUAUAGAAAUGGCUUUCUGACCGAGUAUUCACGACGUGGCCCUUCUCCAAGUACCCCCGAAGGCCAUGUUGUGGCUACGCCCACAUCAGCCGGUAUACGGAUUUUCUAUAGUAAUUUUCUACCGUGGAUCCGAUUCACGCGUCUGUUCCAACCUUCAGAAGAUGAUGAUAACUCCCCUUCUUCCGAACUCGCCUUAAACUCAUCACGCAACGGCAAGGCAGUUGCUAGAGGCAUGAAUUUCGAGUUAAUGCAGCACUUAAGCACCCUCAUACCAUGGACCAAACUUCAGCACCGCUUAAAUAUGCACAGCUCUUCCCGUACAUCAGCCGCUCUGAGUAUCCUCAUGCCAGAGAAAGAGCCUGGUCAACAUGAUAUCUUGUCAACAGCUCUGAGUACUUCAAGAGCAGGUAGUCAGGAGUGUCUGAGUGUAGUGCUCUACCUCAUUUCAAACAAUUUGACUUCGCGGAACUCUGAAGGUUUCUAUGAGGCAAUAGAACGAAACGACAAACUGGUCUUGAAAAUCCUCAGCGAUACUGGCUGGGAUGAUUUGGAGCAUCUCAAGAUUCUUCUUUCCGCUCGCGAGCCAACUGCCGAGUCCAUCACCGAGAAAUUGUUUGCUGCAGCAGUACGACAGCACAAUUUCGACAUUGUCCAAAACAUGCUCCGUUCUGGCAUGAAUCCUAACGGGUUGAUCGAGAACCUGAUAGUAGAGUCGGAAGAAACCUUCUGUACCCCUUUGCAAUAUAUCGCGGCAACUGAUGAAAGUGCUCAUGCUAUCAAACUUUUCACGUCUCACAAUGCCGAUGUGAAUUUCUCUGUCAACAAUGAUGGCAAAAAUGCCCUAUACUAUGCCAUUAUCACAGAGAAUGAGACUUCGAUUCGUAUACUACUGGCUCAUGGGGCAACAGUGACACAGGAAUGCGUUCGUUCAGCUACUGCUUUUAGGCCUGACGACAUUAAGGAUUUCAGGCUCAUUGAAAACAUCAUAGACAUCUAUUUCGACCAAGAUGUGGCAAGGGAAAGAGACUACACAAACACACUCAAACUAGCCGUGAUGAGGAAUAACGUGUCCAUCGUUGAGCGUUUCCUCGCCAAAGGGGCUGAUUUGAACGGACUGCUGCGUUCCUACUUCCCAAGUUGGUUAUCUGAACACCAGACUACUUUAUUGGGCUAUGCAACCAAUAUCGGGAAUAUUGAAAUCGUACGACUUUUGCUUCAUGUGUCUGUUCGCAAAGAUCCGUCGCUUCUUCGGCCGCCCUACAUCUCCCCACUGGCCAUAGCAGCUGGAAAGGGCUUCAUUGAUAUCUGUGAACUUUUACUCAGCUCGGGUGCUGACAACCGGGCUGCUGACGAGGGUGAAAAUACGCUACUUGAGCGCGCCGUUCCAAAAAAUAACCUCGCUCUGUGUCAAUUAUUGAUCAAUCACGGUUUCAAGAUCGACAGAGAGCCACGUGAAACUCAACCGUGCCCUUCGGCACUUAUGAUUGCUGUUCAGAAAAGGCUCGUGGAUAUCGUUAAUCUGUUGAUCAGCUCAAAUGCUCGAUUGAACGAUGUCUUCGAUAUGGAGCCAGGUUCUAUUCUUGCAGCAGCCGUCGAAGUUGGGGACGAGGCAAUAAUCAACAAUCUGAUAUCUGUUGGCGCAAGAUGGAUAGGACUCGGAGUCAGCAGAAUCUGCAAUUUGCAAACUGCUAUCUUUUUGCAGAACAAUGGGUUUCUUUCGGAACUUGUGGACCACUCUGGUCCCAAGCUCCUAGCAGCGGCUAUUUCGGCCCAAGAUGAUGGUCUGGCAUGGUUCCUGCUCCAUAACAAUGCUCAUCAGCAACGGAAGAAACCAACGCUUGUCGAGGAAACACCUCUGUUGGCUGCCCUUCAAGUUAACAACGUCGGCUUUGUGCUGGCUCUCCUUGAGCGUGGCGCUCAAGUGACAGAUGAUGCUCUCACAGAAGCUGUCAAAGACAAUGUUGACCUUCUACCGACAUUGCUUGCAGGGUUCACGGGAAGUGCCCCGACGGCUGUUUCAGCCGCGGUGCUGAACGCCUCAAGGAUCGGUCUGGACUUACUUCGAGAAGCAAAUGUUGCCCUGAAAGGAGUGCCUUGA
Messenger RNA from Penicillium cataractarum, 2313 nucleotides. RefSeq names its product ankyrin. The transcript has 4 exons. NCBI's taxonomy places the organism in Eukaryota, Fungi, Ascomycota, Eurotiomycetes, Eurotiales, Aspergillaceae. Gene Ontology annotation, molecular function: protein binding. The record is from RefSeq and is a predicted model, not a curated record. The coding region runs from base 1 to 2313 and encodes 770 amino acids.